UACAUGAAAUAUUUGGAAAUGGCGUUAACUCCUAGGAAAACAUAUGACACUAUAAAUGUAACAUAAGCCAACGUUCAUUAAUCACAUAUUGCUUUCAUAGUUACAAAUUUGAGAGAGAAAAAAACUUAAUUAAUCAAGUUAGCACUACAAUGGCUACCAUUGUUGUUCAUGGCCAAACAUCACCUGUUCAAGAUGCUGAAGCUCUCCACCUUGCUUUCAAAGGAUGGGGUGCUGAUAACAAGGCCAUUGUAGCAAUAUUGGGUCAUAGAAAUGUUCAUCAGAGGCAACAGAUUAGAAAGGCUUAUGAGGAGCUUUUCGAAGAGGAUCUCAUCAAACGUCUCGAGUCAGAGAUCUCUGGUGACUUUGAGAGAGCUGUGUAUCGGUGGAUGUUGGAACCUGCAGACCGUGAUGCUGUUUUGAUCAAUGUAGCAAUAAGAAAUGGAAGCAAAAACUAUCAUGUGGUUGCUGAAAUUGCUUCUGUGCUAUCAGCUAAAGAGCUUUUGGCAGUGAGGCACGCUUAUCAUAACCGCCACAAGCGCUCCAUCGAAGAAGAUGUGUCUGCUAACACCACCGGUCAUCUUCGUCAGCUUUUGGUUGGAUUAGUGAGCUCAUUUAGGUAUGAGGGAGAUGAGAUUAAUGCAAAAUUAGCACAAAUUGAAGCUAAUGUUAUUCAUGAAAGUGUCAAAGAAAAGAAAGGCAACAAUGAAGAAGAAGUCAUAAGGAUUCUUACUACAAGGAGCAAGACUCAACUUGUGGCAACUUUCAACCGCUAUAGAGAUGAACAUGGCAUCUCCAUUAGUAAGAAAUUGUUGGAUCAAACAUCUGAUGACUUCCACAAGACAUUGCACACAGCUAUUCGUUGCAUCAAUGACCAUAAGAAGUACUAUGAGAAGGUUUUACGCAAUGCGAUCAAAAAAUUUGGAACCGAUGAGGAUGGACUCACUCGCGUGAUUGUCACAAGGGCUGAGAAGGAUCUGAGGGACAUCAAAGAGCUUUACUACAAGAGAAACAGUGUUCAUCUUGAAGAUGCUGUGUCCAAAGAAAUCUCAGGGGACUACAAGAAGUUCAUCCUCACUCUUUUGGGAAAACAAGACUAAAGUACUUAUUGCUUUAAGGGCAUAUUAAUUAAUAAUGGGUUUGAAUUAUGUUGGCUUAUGAUUAUGUGUUUUCAUUAAGUUAAAUUAUCAAUAAAGUGGUUUUUGUUAA
This is a messenger RNA of Trifolium pratense (red clover), 1206 nucleotides long. Its product is annotated as annexin-like protein RJ4. NCBI's taxonomy places the organism in Eukaryota, Viridiplantae, Streptophyta, Magnoliopsida, Fabales, Fabaceae. Gene Ontology annotation, molecular function: calcium ion binding; calcium-dependent phospholipid binding. Gene Ontology annotation, cellular component: cytoplasm. Bases 150 to 1097 code for a protein of 315 amino acids. The transcript has 6 exons. The record is from RefSeq and is a predicted model, not a curated record.